Anguilla rostrata (American eel) is the source of this 4011-nucleotide messenger RNA. RefSeq names its product protein phosphatase 1D-like. Gene Ontology annotation, biological process: peptidyl-threonine dephosphorylation; negative regulation of gene expression, epigenetic. Bases 186 to 1808 code for a protein of 540 amino acids. The transcript has 6 exons. The record is from RefSeq and is a predicted model, not a curated record. NCBI's taxonomy places the organism in Eukaryota, Metazoa, Chordata, Actinopteri, Anguilliformes, Anguillidae. Gene Ontology annotation, molecular function: protein serine/threonine phosphatase activity; mitogen-activated protein kinase binding; cation binding.
CCAACCCUUACUAAACACUGACCCUGGCUUCCCAGUUGCUAUAGCUCUGACGUCAGGACGUUCCUGGGCACGUUUGGGAAGCGUAGAAAAUAAACAAAAGACGAAAAGAGAGAGGUACACAUUUUACUUGGCAAAACUAGCUUUGCAUCUACGCAUUAUCGUUUACAGCAGGGGCUGUCAUAGCCAUGGAAAACACAUUAUCGGUACGAGUGAGUGUAUUUUCAGACCAGGGAGGUAGGAAAUAUAUGGAAGAUGUUACCGAGGUUGUAGUAGAGCAAGAGCCCAGUGACGAGGAGCUUGAUCCGGUCGGAACCGCGGAGACAAAACUGGACAUCUGUGACUAUGCCAACUACACGCCAGAAAACAGGCUAGAAAAUCGGACUCCGAUAAAUGUUACUAGUUGUCCUUUGCCCGCCACUAUUUCAUGGAUGCAAACGGAAGAACACAAAAGUGGUUGCAUUGUUGCAGCAGAACCGGUGCUGGAUGUCAAGACUCGACCUCGGAGAUCUGUGGCUUUCUUCGCCGUGUUUGAUGGCCACGGGGGCCGAGAAGCGGCGCUUUUCGCUAGGGAUCAUCUGUGGGAGUUCAUUAAGAAACAACGUGGGUUUUGGUCCAAGGAUUACGAUGAAGUAUGCGCAGCAAUCCGCAAAGGAUUCGUUGCUUGCCACCAUGCAAUGUGGAAAAAGCUGCCUGAGUGGCCCAAGACCCUCAUGGGCCUCCCCAGCACCUCGGGCACCACGGCCAGCGUGGUGGUGAUCCGGGGGGACUGCAUGUUCGUGGCCCACGUUGGGGACUCCGCGGUGGUGCUCGGGGUGCGGGACCCUCCCACCGAGCGGUCCGUCCAGGCCGUGGAGGUCACGCAGGACCACAAGCCUGAGCUCCCCCAGGAGAGGCAUCGCAUCGAGGGCCUGGGGGGCAGUGUGAUGAAGAAAUCGGGAGUGAACCGUGUGGUGUGGAAGAGACCCAGGCUGACUCACAAUGGCCCAGUCAGGAGGAGCACCGUCAUCGACCAGAUCCCCUUCCUGGCCGUGGCUCGAGCGCUAGGUGACCUGUGGAGCUAUGACUUCUACAGUGGGGAGUUUGUUGUGUCUCCAGUGCCGGACACCAGCGUGGUCAGACUGGACCCCAGAAGGCACCGCUACAUAAUCCUGGGCAGCGACGGGCUGUGGAACAUGGUGUCGCCGCAGGACGCCGUGAGCCUGUGCCAGGACCACGACGAAGCCUUGGCGCCCUUCGGCGUGUCCAGCGCCUGCCACCUGGUGACCCACGCGCUCCUGCGGUGGCGCCAGCGCAUGCUCCGGGCGGACAACACCAGCGUCAUCGUCGUCUCGCUGCAGCAGGCCGGGGGGCCGGCGGUACCCCUGCACCGCGAGGAGGUGAUGUUCAACCUGGCCGAGGGGCCCCAGUACGGCGCGGACAGCGGAUCGCGUUCAAGCACUCCGAUCAUUGAGCAGACGCCGGACCUGGAGGUGCCCUCGCCCGCGUGCGAGCUGCUCCCUGCCCUGCGGCGGCAUGACUGCCUCUUUGGGCCCGGCUCGUACGACCUCUCCGACCCCGCCGCCGACAGAGGCACUCAGCUGGGCGCCGGCGCGCCCCUGCCCCGCUGCAAACGGACCCCGGAGGCCCCACAGAGCCCCGGCGGCCCGGCCGGAAAGAGGCCCCGCCGCGGCCUCCCCUCCCCGGCCGCGCCCCGCCGCAGGAACGCCGAGCGGCUGUCGGCGCGCCGCGGCGGAAAGGGCCACGAGCCGAACCGCGACGUCCCCGCCCUCCUGCAGCAGCACAGGAAAGCUACCGUGUGCGUGUGCUAGCGGCUCCCCCCUCUCUCUCCACGCUGUGGAUAUGGCCGCCGUUCUUCUCUUCCCGCGCCACCAGGGGGCGCUCGAGGGCACGGCCAUUUCGUGGUCGCAAGCUAGAAUUUUGAACAUUGUAACAUCCAGAAUGCGUUUAAAAUAUGUUGCCUAAUGGUGCACCACUGUUUUGCAAUUGUUGUCUUUAUACCUUUGUAAGGAAAUGUCAUCAUGUUUGAUUUUUUUUUAAUGUAAAAAAAAGUGGGAAUCGUGAGUUUAAGUCUACAGUCCUGGCAGAUUACUCGUUGUUUACAUUGUUAAUUUCGCUUAAACUGUGGGUAUUAAGUCUUUUAACUAUUGUUUCUUUAUUCCUCUGAGUGAAAAUUAAAUAAUGGCCAAUUUUACACCAGCAUGUAAAUAUUCGUUCAUACAAAAGGAUAAUCCAUGUAUUAGAAAAUAUCCAAGCUAUACACCGAAUCAGCAAUAUAUUUUUAUACAUUUAUAUAUUUUAAUAUUUCAAAAGUCUAAAGGAUGCAACCAAUUCAAAUCUUGAUGGUUUUCAGCCAGUGGAUUUUGAUUGUCUCUCUCUGACUGUCCAUUAAUAAGUGAUCCUAGAACUGCACAAUUUCUAUAUUAUGUAUACUGUCAUAAUUUUCUAAUGUAUUUUUUUUUUUUUUUUUUGCCAUGGAGUUAGAUGGUACAUCCAUCCUCUACUGAAGGUGCUGCUUUUUAAUCAGUGGAAAUAAGUGAUACGUGUUGAAAUGCCACAUAUAGGUGAUGAUUGUGUGGUCACAAAGGACACAAAGCCUUGUGUGUGGUCUAAGAUGAGAGUGUGUGUUUACUUUUGCUCAAGAGUAUUUGUCAAGUCAACUGCCAUAAAAGCCACUGCUUAUCAUAUGAAGAAGAGGACAAUGGCUGUCAUUUGGAAUCUUCCACCCAUUUCCAACAAAAUACUCAGCCCUGGAAAAAAGGACGACUGGCCAGAACCUGGCAGUACAGGGUUGGGUGUAGUAGUGUGCAGGUUAAAUUGAGCCUCUGAGAAAGUUCUGCACAUUCCUCGGUGUUGUGAAUGCCCCUCUUCACGCUGAUAAACAAGCAGAGACAUUCAUUCGCAGUUCCUUGCGUUGUCCUCACACAGGGGGAGCUGGUACUCUGGAGUCAAUGUCUUCCUCACUUCUCUUGCUGUUUCUGUACCGUCAACCAGCAAGAAGCUUGUUCAGUCCCCAGUGGAGAAAUCGGGGGACUAUGAUGGAUGGAAGGUUCUGGAGAUGGAUGGAAGGUUGCGGGCACAGUGUUGGGUGGAAAGCACGGUUCUGACAUCCCAUUGUGUUAGCAAUUUCAUUUUUCAGAAAGUGCGUUUGGAAUGGAUGCGUCCAAGGACGAGAAGGGAAAGGUCUGAUGUAGUUUGUACAUUAGAUGUAGGUGUGACCCAGCCUGUUUGCCUGAAUUUGCCAACCAUGUUGACUAGAUAGGCAAUUCAAUUAAAUAGCUUCUGGAGCGCUGACAUUUCGAUAUCUUGAACAGGCUGCUCUCAGAAUUCCAUUCUUAAAUGCAAAAAUUGUGGUCUUAUUUCCUGCUCCACAGGCUUGUUAACUGUAAGGUCUUAAUUAUGUGGAAGAUCAGUCUGUUCCAGUGCAUAUAGGAAUGUAAUCAUAAAUGCAUCUCAUGUGGAUAUGUGUUUAGUGAUGCUUGCAUCUGAAAACUGUAAGCAAUACAGUAUAAGAAUGUGAAUGUGCCUCUUCAUGAACUGGUGUUUUGGAUCAUUUAAAUUGGUAAAAAUAUGCAUUUUCCUUUAAGUUAUCUAGACAAAUGCAUGUUAUAAUAUUUAUCUGUCACUUGUUAAAUGUUUUAUUACGAAAACAGGUGUCUGGUUUUUUAAGACCAAAGUGCAAUUUGACAGUUGUAUUUUUCGUUUGUUUCUUUCAUUUAUUAAUAUUUUGUGAAAAAAGUGUGAAAAAGAAAUGACAGGUUUCGUAUUUCAGGGAUUUUCAGCAUGCACAAUCUUGUUUAUUUGUUUUGAGAAGGUUGUUUUAGUAGUUCUAGAGGUUAUGCGACAGUUAUAGGCACAAUUGUGAAUUUGUGAUAUUCUCGCCAUUGUGACCCAACAUUUGCUGUACGUACCAAUAAUUUGUGCUUGUGUACAGUCUCAAUGUUGAAAAUCAUCACAUGCUCCGAAUUGUACUGGAUGUCAGUAUGUUCAAUAAACAGGUGUUUUCUCUGCUCA